This is a messenger RNA of Manduca sexta (tobacco hornworm), 4521 nucleotides long. Its product is annotated as ras-related protein M-Ras. Lineage: Eukaryota; Metazoa; Arthropoda; Insecta; Lepidoptera; Sphingidae. Gene Ontology annotation, biological process: signal transduction. The record is from RefSeq and is a predicted model, not a curated record. Bases 289 to 882 code for a protein of 197 amino acids. Gene Ontology annotation, cellular component: plasma membrane. The transcript has 5 exons. Gene Ontology annotation, molecular function: GDP binding; GTP binding; GTPase activity.
CAUCACGUCUCAGAUAUUUUAACAAUUUCGGAACAAGUGUCUAUUAUUUUAAUUUUUUUAUUGUUUUAUCGUGUUUACACUAAAUACGCGUUAUCGUGACGCACGCAGUAGCUGAAAAGAUAAGUUAACAGCUGAGUAGGUUGACGGACGGCGCGCUGCCAACAUUAAAGAAAACAAAAAUUGUAAUUGCAAAAAUGGUUUUGACGAUUCCGCUAAUAAUAUUCUUAUGAUUGAUGAACGUAGUACACAAGCUAGUUUGUUUGGUGGAGCGACGCGGAAGCUGGCACGAUGACUCGCCCCGGUCCGCCCAACGAGAACCUGCCCACGGUGAAGUUGGUGGUGGUGGGCGAUGGCGGCGUCGGCAAGAGCGCUAUUACCAUCCAGUUCUUCCAGAAGUUAUUCGUGACAGACUACGACCCCACCAUCGAGGACUCAUACAUACAGCACACCGAAGUCGAUGGACAAUGGUGCAUACUCGAUGUAUUGGACACGGCCGGUCAGGAGGAGUUCAGCGCGAUGCGCGAGCAGUACAUGCGCAAGGGCGACGGGUUCCUGCUCGUGUACUCGGUCACGGACAAGCAGAGCUACGAGAACAUACGCCACUUUCAUACGCAAAUACUCAGGGUUAAAGACAGGGAGACGUACCCAAUGCUGGUGGCCGCGAACAAAGUCGACCUCGUGCACGUACGCGCGGUGAGCGAGGAGGCGGGCCGCGACCUCGCGCGCGCUCUCGGCGCGCCCUACAUCGAGACCAGCGCCAAGGAGCCGCCGCUCAACAUCGACGCCGCCUUCCACGAGUUGGUGCGCAUCAUCCGUAACCAUCCCCAGCAAGAGGAGAAGCAAAGACGCCGGAGGAGGAUCGGGAAGUGCUGUCUUCUCUGAGUCCUCCCCGCCCCGCUCACCCCUCACUCGUGACGCAGCGCUGCGGUCGCGCGCGUUGGAUCGCACGGAUACAAAAGUUUGUGCAAAUAUUUGUUCCAAGUCUGGGUGCUGUGUGUAAAGUUCGUCGGGUACCCGCGACACGAAAUCAUCUGCGGAGUCCGGAGUAUAUUGUGUUUGAUUGUUGAAAGUAUUUGUUAACCUUGCUUACAAAUAAUUAAGCACAAUACGCGCGAUUUAAUUCAGCGACAAUGAGUCUGACAAACUGCGUUGAUACCUCAAGAAUUUAAAAUACUACAUUGGCAUAGACAAUACAAGUUCUGAAAUUCUUUCAUCGCCAUUUCCGGUGACUGACAGAGGUACAUAGCUUGUGAAGUAAAUUCAUCCCAAAAAAUAUUUUUGCGUUCAAGUCAUAAUAGCUAGUGUGUGCAGGUUAUAUUUUUUACUCAAACUGAAUACCGGCAUUAUAUGGUGUAAAACCCGCCAAAGUGACUCAUCUUCACUAGUACUAAAUGGUACAUCCAGUAAGACAAGUCGGUACUACUCACGUGAUCAUCGAUGUAGUCACUCACAAAAAUGUUGAACAAAUUCAACUCUUCAAAUCGCCUGUACUGAUAGCUGUACAGUGUAGUCCCAACGCAGUCACUUCGUCGCCCCAGGAUAAAACAUUAGAAACGAGAAAACAUUCUCUAAGCGGAUACGUCUAUUGAAACCCCAGUAGGUUAUGUCGUUGUUUAGUAUUAAUGUAAGCACAUUGUCUGCAGUGUUAUAUGUAGCUUUAAUUACAAUGUACUAAAAGUAUUAUUACGCUAGAAGAUGCCAAAGACAUGCUAGAAUUUUGAUUUUGAUAUCAGUUUAAACUCUAUCUGGACCGUACUGCACUUACCGUCAGGUGCAGUAAGAAAUUAAACCAAGCUCAUUAAAAAAAUCUUACUAAACCUUGGUGCAGAAAUAUUAAAUUUUGGGUGGUUUACUGUCCAUCUGUAAUGGUGGCGCUCAUGCCGACCUAAAUUAGAGUCAUUAAUAAUAAUAAUUAUUAUUGAAAUUUUCGUGACAAGAUAACAAACAAAAAUGUAUAGAUAUAUAUGUAUAGACUUUUGCAAUAAUUUGAAUAAUAUUUGUCAGUAUUUUACGCCUUUAAUAUUACGAAAGCAGGUGUUUUGCAAGCAUGCGUAUUGUGUAUCGGUAAUAUAAAAUCAUCAUCAAACAUCAUCAUCAUCAACAUCAGUCGCAGGAUGUCCACUGCUCAACAGGGUUUUCCCCAAAAAUUUCAAAGAUAAGAAAGAUUAUAUAAAAAUAUGGCCGAUGAAUUAAUAACCCCAUUUUCUCGUCGGUUAAGUAUUCAGCUGCAGUCAAUGUGCACCGCGUCGUCUGAAGACAUGUUAUCACAAGUGUUAUACCAAAUAUACCCAUUUUGUUUAACGUAGUCAUAAGGGACAUAUAUAAAGCUUUAUUUAUACUAAUACUCAUUAUAUACAUAAAGAUUUUCCCCCUUAUUCACAGACCUGCACUUGGUAUAUUUGUCUCAAUAUUUUUUAUUGAUGUAAAAUGAGCUUGUGUAUUUUAUGUAAUGACUUGCACAAAUUUGCCCAUUUUAAGUGAUGAUAUUAGAAACACAAAUCGUGAUACUUUAGCAACGGCAAUUGCCGAUCUCGUUGCUCUUUUAGAAAGUCGAUACAUCGUCUGAAUGUAGUAUUUUUGCAAAAAAAAGUGCAACUAGUCGCAAAUUCGCCGACCAACGGUGCUAUAAGCUUGUGUUGUGUUUAUUGGCUGAUAACAAAGCGUCCUUUAAUUUCUGUAUACAAGACGCUGGCACAAAUGCAUAUUUUUAAAACAUUUACUGGUAUGUAAUAUGUAGAUUGCAUCAAAUUAUUUAUAAGCAGAUUAUUAAUAUAUUAUUUUGUAAAAUACUUGAAAUCGUUGUUAUGUUAAGUGUUUUUGUUUAUUUAUAGUAAUAUCUGAAAAUACCAACCAUAUAAUAUUGUUAUAACUAUUUUCUUAAUAUACAAAUAUGAAAACAUAUUGCUUCCAAACAUUGUGUAUCUUAUCAUAGAGUAUUCCUGAACACUAUCCAACAGUAAAUAAAGAGAGAGACUUCGUAACUAAUAUAAAAAAAAAACCUUUUUAUAGCUAUAAGCAAAAUGCUCCUAUCAGCAAAUAUAAUUGUUUUUACUGUUGAAUUCAGUGGGGGGUUGUACCCACAUACCUUUCGCUGGCAACAUCUCUGUAUUAUAUGUAAGUUAUGUAUAAAAGCAGUUUCAAAAUAUUAUGAAAGUAUUACCCGCACAAUUUAUUUUUGUCGAAGACAUGUUUGUAAAGAGAUUUAUAUUUAUGUAACUAAUUAUUUAAAUAUUUUAUUCAUUAUAAACGUUAUACAGGUCGCAUACAUUCCAGUAUAAAUUGUGUGAAUUUUAGGUUAUUUGUUCCUUCCCAUACCAAAAAUGACCCUAAAGUUAAGAAUUGCACUUUCGAUUCCUCUGGCAUCGGUGAUGGUCAGACAGCAUCAAGUGACCAUUUGAUCGAAUACCGGAUUAUUACUGUAAAAAAUCAUAAGACUGUGGCCAAAAAAAAAACUCGAAAAUAUAUAUUAGCUUGACAUUAUCACAAAUUAGAUAUAAAUUUAGGAUCUAAAAGGCGUAUAAAAUUAAUAUAAAAGAAGGAAUUGAAUAUGUAACGUUAUUAAGUGUUCCAGUAAGUAAAUGUUAGUGAGAUAUUUAGGGGAGGUUCACACGGGGCGUUGAAAUAAAUGCAGCGGCAAAACGUCCCGUGUGGACAUCGUCUGUUAGUGUACAGUUGUAAACAUUCGCCAAAUAUUAUUCCUUGUUAUCCUAUUUAUUUUCAAACUCGAAAAGAUUUCAAAGAUAACUUAAUGGUUACUAUAAUAAGAAAUGUAAUAAAAAACAAUGCAUUAUUGUGGUUACCCCAGUGACCCCCUGUUGUAAUGGCGGUAAUAAAAAAAAGGUAGGUAGUCAUAAUAUUAUGUUUCCUAUUGACUGGAUAUUGGUAAAGCGCCAUCUAUUGAGCGAUAGCAUGAAAUUAAAUGACAUUUCCGAGAUAUUUUGUUCAACUAAAAUAAAAUAAAUAAAAUUUAAAUUUGACGUACAUAGAUUUUUAUUACAUUUCUAUUAUAGUUCAAAAUUACUCUAAAGUGAUAUUAGACGUAAAGUAUAUUCAUACAAGAUUGUGCAGGCUGCCAUAACGACUGGCAUGUCGCCGCGCCAUUUUACAUUACACUGAAAGCGGAGUUGGUUGUAUAGAAAGAAGGCCGUCGUAGCAAUAACGAUCAGCGAUCUGGGCUCAAUUUGUUGAAUCGUUAUUCUGCAACAGGUUGUGAAGGAUAUCUGGCGCUGAGUACAGGAUUUUAGAAGGAAGCUUGUCUUUGAUCCCUGCUUAAGUACCGAUAAUGCACAUUCAAAAAACCAUAAUGACCCUACAACCUAUCUUCCCAAUUCCUACUCUCCAAGCAAUAACCCCAAAAUCUGCUAUUAGGUGGAUAAUAUAUUGUCACGUGUAAUGUUUUCUGUAACGUCCAGAGAACGCCGCGUGUAAAGCCUAGCGUGCGCGGGCCGAUGCAGACAGUUGUUAUAAUAUAACUUAUAUGUUUUGUAUGUUGUAAUUAAUGUAAUAAAUGUAGAACAAAAA